AUGAAUACUUGUCUUCUCAAAUAUCAGUUGAACAGUAUUGGUAGUAAUUAUUUGAAUCACUUGUCAGUUCAACAUGAGUUUGAAAAAAUGGUUGAAAGCGAAUCACCAAGAAAAUACCAAUAUUCCAAGUCAAAAAUUGGUGGUACUAGCUGUUUACAAAUUGAUCCAAAUACGGGUAAAUUUCUAUUAGCUUGUGGUAAUGAUGGUUCACUUGGUAUUUGGUCAUUAGACGAUAGAUGUCAAGACGAUGAGUUGUACUGUAAGAGGAUUAAAUUUAGUGCCAGAACUGGCAGCAAUGAUGAGCCGAUAGCGAUACCAACCAAUAAAAAUGCUCAGAUGGUUCAUAGUUUUGAAACCAGGAAAAACAGAUUUAGACUAUAUCGACAAUCCUCUUCACCAUUAGCGCCCGCGCAAUCGCAAUCACGUCCUGGCCAUCGGUACGGUAUAAGAUCAUGUCAGUGGUUUAAACUGGAUAAUGGUAUGUUUUUCACUGGUUCUAACGACUUGAGCGUACAACUGUGGGAUACAAAUAGUUUGGAGGCUGUCCAUUCGGUGGAUGUUGGUCAUAGGGUUAACCAAAUUGAUACAACUGAUCAUUGCAUUGUAGUAGCUACGGAAGAUGGCUAUCCAAGACUCAUCGACUUAAGAAAUCCAACAGGAAUUACACAUUUAGGUUCAGGUACCAUGCCGCACGAGAUGCUUACGGUCCACUGUAACCCACAAAAGACCCACAUUGUAGCUACGGGUGAUUCUAAUGGUAGUAUUAAACUUUGGGAUUUGAGGAAAAGAAAUCAGUUGUUAAUGGAAGUAUACCACGAUACUCCAAGGAAAAGAGCUCAUCUAAGCUAUUGUCAAGAUUUAGCGUGGAAUUCCAAUGGUUCUCAAUUGGCAUCAGUUGGUGCUGACGGUCGUAUCUAUAUUUGGUCACCAUUUAACCAAUCACAUCGUGCAUCACAAGUGGGUCCCCACGAUUUACCACGUACCAGACAUUUAAGACGUACUUCUCAAAGAUUGCUCUGGUCCGAAAACUAUAUCUUGUGUAAUACGGAUUACGGUGAAAUUCAACUCUUAGACCCUGUUCACAAAAAACUCUGGACUAAGAUUGAAGACCCUGAACCAACUUCAUCGACCUCGUCGACAACCCAGUUCUCGGGAAUGGCUCUACAAGAUAAACUAUCUAAUGGUAUGGGGCUAAGGCUCUAUUUAAGUACAGGUAACUCUAUAUACGAACACACAUCAUAA
Zygosaccharomyces rouxii is the source of this 1242-nucleotide messenger RNA. RefSeq names its product Rad28p (gene RAD28). Gene Ontology annotation, molecular function: protein binding. Gene Ontology annotation, cellular component: nucleotide-excision repair complex; Cul4A-RING E3 ubiquitin ligase complex. NCBI's taxonomy places the organism in Eukaryota, Fungi, Ascomycota, Saccharomycetes, Saccharomycetales, Saccharomycetaceae. The transcript has a single exon. The record is from RefSeq and is a predicted model, not a curated record. Gene Ontology annotation, biological process: proteasome-mediated ubiquitin-dependent protein catabolic process; protein polyubiquitination; transcription-coupled nucleotide-excision repair. The coding region runs from base 1 to 1242 and encodes 413 amino acids.